Messenger RNA from Penaeus vannamei (Pacific white shrimp), 764 nucleotides. The record is from RefSeq and is a predicted model, not a curated record. Lineage: Eukaryota; Metazoa; Arthropoda; Malacostraca; Decapoda; Penaeidae.
CACCGAUGCCCCACAAGUACCGCGUGAAGGUGGGGUCCAAACCGAAGGGCGUCGCCAACAGGAACGGCGGCCUGGAGUGGGUGAGGAAGCACGCCACCAGCGGAGUGAUAUACUUCGCGGAUGACGACAAUACCUACGACAUUAGAGUGUUUGAAGAGAUGCGGUACACCAAGCGCGUGUCCAUGUUUCCCGUGGGCCUCGUGACCAGCAAGGGGCUUUCGACGCCAGUUGUGAGGAACGGGAAAUUCGUCUCCUUCUACGACGGGUGGAUCAGCCGUCGGAAGUUCCCCGUGGACAUGGCCGGCUUUGCUAUCAGCGUGAAUUUCUUGCUGAAGAGACCGGACGCGAAGAUGCCCUUCGUGCCAGGCUACGAGGAGGACGGCAUGCUGAAGAGCCUCAACAUCACCAUGGACGAGGUCGAGUUCGUUGCUGAUAAUUGCUCAAAGGUGUAUGCGUGGCACACGAAGACAGGGCCCUCCCCUCAAGCCGCGAGGACCAUUCUGAGUCCCGAAUACAAUGACACGAAUCUCCGGAUGAUACGAGACACGCUGAUAAUGAAAAAAAAGUAAUGGUAUUGAACUUGUAGUGGAAUAUGGAACCCAAUACUUCUAUAACAAGUGUAAUUGCUUCAGCAGUGUGAUCUAGUCAUGAAGCAAGUAAAUGAAGCUUUGCAGUAACAUAUCUGUAUGUGGAAUUGUUCUUUGUUAAAUAUUUUACUAAAUACUGACCUAAUCUGUAAAUGCUGUAAUAAAGCUGGAAAAAGU